Molecule: messenger RNA, 3891 nt
Organism: Diospyros lotus (date-plum)
Lineage: Eukaryota; Viridiplantae; Streptophyta; Magnoliopsida; Ericales; Ebenaceae
Product: nuclear pore complex protein NUP107
Exons: 24
Coding region: 413-3673 (1086 amino acids)
Biological process (GO): protein import into nucleus; post-transcriptional tethering of RNA polymerase II gene DNA at nuclear periphery; mRNA export from nucleus
Cellular component (GO): nuclear pore outer ring; nuclear pore
Molecular function (GO): structural constituent of nuclear pore
Source: RefSeq, a predicted model, not a curated record
ACACGUACAAUAGCACAGUCCAGUCUCCGUUGAAAGGAGCAGCAAGAAGCUCACAAAAUCGUUUAGAAAGCGCCGUUUUCGCGUUUCCCCAAACGUUUUCGUUUGUCCAAGAAAUUGAAAAACGUUGUCAGGCCGGUUUUGGAAAAUAAGUUGAACGUACUCUGGUUCGAGGCUGCCCUAGUCUAUAUGUCUCUCUGACCGUCCCCUUGUCGUCGUUCCCCCUUGCCGCCCGGUUGUUCGGUGCUCGGUGCCGCCGUCGAUUCACAACUCCGAUUGCUCGGUGCUGCAGUCGAUUCACAAACACAAACUGGGCUGAGCCGCCGUCGAUUCAGAAACACGAAUCGACGUUUCAGUGCUCGGUGCUGCGGUCGAUUCACUUCGCCUGGAUCGAAUAUUAACAAAUAUUCCAGCAAUGGAGGUUGAUAUGGAGGCUUCUCCCAGCUAUUUCGACCCCAAAGAUCUCAGCAGCAGAGAGCGUUAUCGUCGAUAUGGGAAAAGGAACUCUGCUUCCAGCUUCUCCCCCUAUCUGGACAAUUCAGCUUCAAAGUUCAGUGGGUCUGGGCUUUUAUAUGAUGGACAGAGUAUAGAGAGACGGCCCAAUGCUGCACUUUUUUUGGAAGAUAUAAAACAAGAGGUUGAGAGUCUUGAUGCUGAUCACUUGGAAGGAACACAUGCCAAGGCACAAUUUGCUUCAAGGCAAAGAUCAUCCAUUGAUAGUCGUGGUGUGCCUGAGAUGGGUGUUGGUGCUGAUUUGAUCCUCCGAACUUCAAUUAAACCUGUGAAACAAGAGGAUGAUGCUUUAUCUGACAGUGGAGAUACAAAUUUUACUUUGUUUGCAUCACUACUGGACUCUGCCCUUCAAGGAUUGAUGUCUAUCCCUGAUCUCAUAUUACAGUUUGAGAAGUCUUGCCGGAAUGUCUCGGAGUCAAUUAGGUAUGGAUCCAAUGAAAGACACAGAAUUCUGGAGGACAAGUUAAUGAGGCAGAAGGCUCAGCUCUUACUUGAUGAAGCUGCUUCUUGGUCUCUUCUGUGGUACCUAUAUGGCAAAGGAAAUGAAGAGCUUCCAGAAGAUCUGCUGCUGUUCCCAACUACUUCACAUUUGGAGGCCUGUCAAUUUGUAAUUGCAGAUCAUACGGCACAAUUAUGCCUCCGUAUUGUCCAGUGGCUUGAAGGAUUAGCCUCUAAAGCUCUUGAUUUGGACAAGAAGGUGAGAGGUUCUCAUGUUGGCACUUACCUCCCAAGCUCGGGUGUCUGGCGCCAUACUCAACGCUCUCUGAGAAAAGGAGUCUCAAAAUCAAGGACCAUUCAUCACUUGGAUUUUGAUGCUCCAACUCGUGAACAUGCUGAACUACUGCCUGAUGAUAAGAAACAAGACGAAUCUCUUUUGGAAGAUGUCUGGACUCUAUUAAGGGCAGGAAGACUAGAAGAGGCAUGUGACCUUUGCCGCUCUGCUGGACAGCCAUGGAGGGCUGCAACUCUAUCCCCCUUUGGAGGGUUGGAUCUAUUCCCAACAGUUGAAGCAUUUGUAAAAAAUGGGAGGAAUAGAACUCUGCAAGCUAUUGAACUUGAAAGUGGCAUUGGCCACCAGUGGCGACUUUGGAAAUGGGCUACCUACUGUGCAUCAGAGAGAAUUGCUGAAGAAGAUGGUGGAAAAUUUGAAACAGCAGUCUAUGCAGCCCAGUGUAGUAAUUUAAAGCGUAUUCUUCCUAUUUGUACUGAUUGGGAGUCAGCAUGUUGGGCUAUGGCCAAGUCAUGGCUUGAUGUUCAGGUGGAUUUAGAGUUAGCCCGCAGGCAACCAGGUGGAAUAGAUCAAUUUAGAAGUUAUGAAGAUGAUAUUGAUCGAAGUCCUGGACAUGCAGAAGGCGUUUCUUCACCUCUAGUAGCGGAAAGUUGGCCACUUCAAGUUCUGAGCCAGCAACCUCGGCACCUUUCUUCGCUUCUUCAGAAACUCCAUUCAAGUGACUCAGUACAUGAAGUUGUUACUCGAGGAUGCAAAGAACAGCACCGGCAAGUUGAAAUGAAUCUUAUGAUGGGGGAUAUACCCCAUCUGCUAGACCUUAUAUGGUCAUGGAUAUCACCUGUGGAAGAUGAGCAAAGCAUUUUCAGACCUCAUGGUGAUCCUCAAAUGAUUCGCUUUGGUGCACACUUGGUUCUUAUUCUGAGAUACUUACUUGGGGAUCAAAUGAACGAUACUUUUAGAGAGAAGAUCAUGAACGUUGGUGAUCUCAUUCUGCAUAUGUAUGCAAUGUUUCUAUUUUCAGAACAACAUGAAGGGUUGGUCGGCAUCUAUGCUUCUCAGCUUGCACAUCAUCGUUGCAUUGACCUCUUUGUGCAUAUGAUGGAAUUAAGGCUGAAUAGCAGUGUGCAUAUCAAAUAUAGAAUCUUCCUUUCUGCCAUCGAGUACCUGCCAUUCUCUACUGGAGAUGAUUCAAAAGGCAGUUUUGAAGAAAUCAUUGAGAGGGUUCUUUUGAGAUCUCGAGAAAUCAAACCUGGAAAAUAUGAUAAGUCAUCUGAUGUUGCUGAGCAGCACCAUCUGCAGAGUCUUCAAAAGGCUAUGGUUGUUCAGUGGCUCUGCUUUACACCUCCUUCCUCUAUUAAUGAUGCUGAUGCUGUUAGUACGAAACUUCUUCUACGAGCACUGUUGCAUAGCAACGUACUGUUCAGGGAGUUUGCUCUUAUUUCUAUGUGGAGGGUGCCGGCAAUGCCCAUAGGUGCUCACACAUUGCUUAGUUUUCUUGCUGAACCUUUGAAACAGAAAACAGAAAAUCUACUUUCUGCUGAUAAUGGUGAUGUUUCUGAGCACUUAAGAGAGUUUCAGGAUUGGAGUGAGUACUACUCCUGUGAUGCAACAUAUCGGAACUGGCUGAAAGUUGAGUUGCAGAACACUGAGAUUUCUGCCGUUGAGUUGUCAGUUGAGGAAAAGCAAAGAGCAAUUAGAGCUGCCGAAGAAACUCUACAUUCUUCAUUGACACUGCUUCUAAGAAAAGAAAAUUCGUGGUUGAUUCCCACUGAAGAUCAUGUUUAUGAGUCUGUAGAACCUUUAUUCCUUGAAAUGCGUGCCAGUGCAAUGCUUUGUCUGCCUUCUGGAGAAUGUUUGUGCCCAGAUCCCACCUUAUGUGCAACACUAAUGAGUGCUCUUUACUCAACAGUAAGCGAAGAGGUUGUUUUAGAACGUCAAUUGAUGGUGAGUGUGUCUAUCUCAGCAAGAGAUAACCAGUGCAUUGAGGUUGUUCUUCGCUGCUUGGCAAAGGAUGGUGAUGGGCUUGGAGCCCAUGAACUUAAUGAUGGUGGUAUUCUUGCUUCUGUGAUGGCAGCUGGGUUUAAAGGAGAGCUGGCUCGAUUCCAAGCUGGAGUAACCAUGGAGAUCUUACGACUAGAUGCUUGGUAUUCAAACGAAGAUGGUUCCCUGGAAGGCCCAGCUACAUAUAUAGUGCGAGGCCUUUGUCGCAGGUGUUGCAUUCCAGAAGUUAUUCUUAGAUGCAUGCAGGUUUCCAUUUCUCUCAUGGAGUCGGGCAAUCCACCUGAUUGCCAUGAUCAGUUGAUUGAACUUAUUGCUUCUCCUGAAACUGGGUUUCUCCAUUUGUUUAGCCAACAGCAAUUACAGGAAUUUUUACUGUCAGAGAGAGAAUACUCAAUACGCGAAAUGGAGUUUCAAGAGGGACUUGCUUCUUGAUUUCUAGAGUGUAAAUAUGAGCUACUGAUGCAUUGUUUAUGUAGGUGUGCUAUGCUGGUACAGAUCAUGGAAUGGAUUGAUUAAUUAAGUUCUAUCAUUUGGCACUCCAGGUUUUGUUCUAGCCAGGAUGGUUUCUGGGAGAGCCCACCCUUUCUUGUACAUUUUCUUCUUUGAUUCUUUCUUGACUGGUUAAAUUGAAACAAUUUCCUCAGUGUUCA